AUGGUGCUGUGGUUGGCGGUGUUGCUGGUGGUCGUGGCGCUUGGUGGACCCCCCGUGCCGGUGGACGAGUCCUCAGGGGACGAGUCCGCGGCCGGGGAGCAGGAGGUCGAUGGUUACUUGUUGUGGUGGCUUCACCGGCUCGCCAGUGAUGACCCCCCGCUCAUGACCGAGGUCGACGUCCAAUCCCCGCCCGAGGUCGACAUCCAGUCCCCGCCCAUGGCCGAGGGCGACAUGCAGUACUCGUCGUCGGACAACUCCGAGGCAUCGUCCUCCACUUUGGCGGAGAACCAAGUGGCGGCGAGUGUCCAGCAAGCUCGCGAGGCUGCUCGCCUCGAGCAUCUGCAGGCCCAGGCCAGAAGCAAGCAGCUGGAGGAGGAUGAGCGACGACUGAAGGAUGAGGAAAGCCGCAGACAGGCGGACGCUGCGCGGCAACAACGCCGGACACUGGACCGCCGGCACCGCGAGGCGGAGCAGGCGGAAACUCGACGACAGAAAGACCAGCAGAGACUCACGAAGCAGGCGGAAGAGCAAGCCCGACAACAGGAAGCCGCCAGAGCCGAGGCUGACUGUAUGAUCCAACAAGCGCACCGAGAAGGAACUGAACUGCCGACCCUCAUUCGACUGUCGCUGUCCACCAAUGAGCUCUUGGAGUCGUCCCGCGAUAUGUACAUGGUCUUGCACAGAUGUUUGAGCCAGAUGGAAGAGAACAAUGAGCGGACCGCUGCCAACCUCCAGAAUGCUUUGACGGUGUCAUUGGACCGCCUCGCGCAGCUGGUUGGUUCACAGCUUGCUUCCACGCUCCCCAGCCGUGGCGCAGUAGCCGGAUGGGCUGAUAAAGAGGGCGACGAGCUCAAUCGGCUGCGGAGAGUGCUGAGCAGCGAUCGGUCAUGGGGCCUUGGAUCGGCCGCUCCAUCUUCUUUCUUUGCCCACCCGCGCCGUGGAGUGCGGCUCCCACCCUUUACCAGCUCCGCCUUUUAG
Symbiodinium natans is the source of this 978-nucleotide messenger RNA. The record is from the annotation of a GenBank genome assembly. Lineage: Eukaryota; Dinophyceae; Suessiales; Symbiodiniaceae.